Ipomoea nil (Japanese morning glory) is the source of this 1271-nucleotide messenger RNA. Its product is annotated as phosphoglycerate mutase-like protein AT74H. Gene Ontology annotation, molecular function: phosphatase activity. Bases 54 to 1055 code for a protein of 333 amino acids. The record is from RefSeq and is a predicted model, not a curated record. NCBI's taxonomy places the organism in Eukaryota, Viridiplantae, Streptophyta, Magnoliopsida, Solanales, Convolvulaceae. The transcript has 5 exons.
GAGCAAUAAUUUUAUCCUCUAAUGUCCCUUGUGAGUUGUGACCACUAAAAGAAAUGACCGGCCUUUUCUCAACACUCCUCCCACCCUCCUCGUCUCCGGUCGUGUGCCGGAAACCGUACAGCCCAACUUCUGUCCGGUGCUGCGACGACGACGCCACCGCUCGCGUAAACAUCAAGCCUCCAGACUACAACGGUUUCCCCGAAAAGAUUCUCAAGCAUAAUCCCGCGACCGUGAAGCCGCCUCGGCCGCGUAGAAUCAUCCUCGUACGACACGGACAGAGCCAGGGAAACGUGGACGAGAGCGUGUACACCAGAGUAGCCGACCCGAAAGUCGGGAUAACGGAGCAGGGCGUUGCCGAAGCAGAGGAAUGUGGAAGGAGAAUUAGAGAAAUGAUUGAGAAAGACGAGGCAGAGGAUUGGAAAGUGUACUUCUAUGUGUCCCCUUACAGGAGAGGACUCGAAACUCUCAGAAAUUUGGCUAAGGCAUUCGAGCGUUCAAGAAUUGCAGGCGUCAGAGAAGAACCUCGUUUAAGAGAGCAAGAUUUUGGGAAUUUUCAAGACAGGGAGCAGAUGAAGAUUGAGAAGGCGGUUCGAGAACGAUACGGGCGGUUUUUCUACAGGUUUCCCAAUGGGGAAUCAGCAGCUGAUGUGUAUGAUAGAAUUACAGGAUUCAGGGAAACACUUAGGAAUGAUAUAGACAUAGGGAGAUUUGAGCCACCUGGGGAGCAGAGCCCAAACAUGAACUUAAUCAUGGUAUCACAUGGUCUUACCUUGAGAGUUUUCUUGAUGAGAUGGUACAAGUGGACUGUUGAACAGUUUGAAGGGCUUCACAAUAUUGGCAAUGGCAGUAUGGUUGUCAUGGAAAGAGGUUAUGGUGGAAGGUACAGUCUGCUAAUGCACCACACCAAAGAGGAGUUGAUGAAGUUUGGAUUAACCGACAAAAUGCUAAUCGAUCAAGAAUGGCAAAAGAUAGCUAAGCCGGGAGAGCUAAAUUACGAUUGCCUGAUUACUGGACCAUCCUACUUCACUCACUUUGAUGAUGACAACAAGAAUUGAGACUGCAUGUUUGAAAGAAAAUUGAUGGAGAUGAAGCUCAGACAGGGGCUGCAUUUAUGCAUGAAGCUUUGAAGAUGAAAUGGUUGCCAGGUCUGGGUGUUUUACAAAGACAAAAGUCAACCAAUAUGUACACACAACACUGUUAUAACACUAAUGGAUGGUGUUAAUGUGUUAUUACCUUGGAAAUAUGAACAUAAAAAAAAACACUUAAAAAUC